AUGGACGUAAGAAAAGAGAUCAACGUGGCAUGCUUGCCAGAUGAUGAGGCCUGGCAGCUAUUUCAAGACAAGGUCGGACAGGGGACUCUAUCUUCCAGUCCUCGUAUUGAAGCUCUUGCAAAGGAACUUGUGGAGGAAAUGAAGGGCUUGCCAUUAGCUUUGAUAACUGUCGGAAGGGCAAUGUACGGCAAAAGUAAUCCGAAACAAUGGGAAUCUGCCAUUCAUUACAUGAAUCAGUCAUGCUGUGACGGGGAUGAUCAGGACCUCCAUAUGGAAAAUGAUGUUUUCAGACGACUCAAGUUCAGUUAUGAUAGCCUAAGAAAUGAAACCUUGAGACAGUGUUUGUUGACUUGCUCACUAUGGCCAGAGGAUAAACAGAUUUUGAUGGGGGACCUGAUACAAUGCUGGAUUGGCUUAGGUCUAGUUGACGAGUGUGAUAUACAUAGUUCCUACAGAAAAGCACAUUCUCUAAUAGGGGAACUUACAGCUGCAUGUUUGUUAGACAGUUGUGAUACUGUGUAUAGUGAUGAUUACAUUCUUAAUAGGGGAACUUACACUUUUGCCCAUCAGGAAAUGCCAGUUAAAGGCGUUAAGAUGCAUGAUGUGAUCCGUGAUAUGGCUAUUUGGAUAUCUUGUGGCUGCAGUGACAACAAGGACAAGUGGGUAGUUCGUGCAGGAGUUGCUGCAAAUCUGACUAUACGCGCCAUUCCUUGGAGCAGAGCCGAAUGCAUCUCAUUAAUGUACAGUGAAAUCGAGAAGCUUCAUCCUGUUCCUCCGUUUACUUGCUCCACAAAUCUCAAGAGGCUGUACCUUAAAAAUAAUCGUUUGGAUGAGAGGAUAUUUGGAGCCAUUCAGAGUUUCACUGAGCUGACAUACCUAGAUCUAAGCGGGAACAACAUCAAGGAGAUAGCUGAAGAGUUAUUUGCCUUGGUAAACUUGGAGCAUCUGGAUUUGUCACGUAACAGAUACCUAUGGGCAGUUCCCAAACGCCUUAGAGAACUUACUAAGCUUAAAUUCUUAUAUCUAGCAGGCACAAGCAUAAAGGUGAUUCCGACGGAGGUCAUAUCCUGUCUUACAGAAUUGCAAGUGAUUGACAUAAUCUCUACUAAUGACAGAAUGAGAAUGAGAAUGACAAUUGAUUAUAAGUCUAAAAUAAUGCAAGAGUUGUGCACCCUUCCAAACUUGAAAGCGGUUGAUAUGGUCGCUGAAGGUGAUGAUGGAUAUGAAUCACUACGGAAGGCAGCUGGCAUCCCCAUUAGGGAUUUGAUCAUAUACAGAUUGGAAGAAACAAACAAGCUCUGCCUGGCAGUAGAUACUUUGACAGGUGAUAUUGCGGGAAGGACGUUAAAUGAAUUGCACGUUGUGUUGAACCUCACAAUGGAGCAAAUAAUAGUAGGAGACGAACUGGGAAAACCAUUUGAUGCUCUCAGUGUGCUCGUGUUCCAACAGUUGUUUAACCUUACAAAUAUAGUAAUGUGGGAGGGAACAUCGUCUUUGCAAGCUUUGUUCCCAAGGCUCACUCAUUUGUAUGUGGAUUUCUGCUUCAAACUACAACAUCUCUCUUGGGCGCCGUACUUGCCUUGCCUUGAAUAUCUUCGUGUGGGUGGUUGCAUGGAUAUGAAGCAGAUCUGUAUGGGCGCAGGACAGGAGAGUUCAAAGACAUUCCCUUGCCUCAAAUAUUUGAUUUUAUCUAAUAAUCACAAGUUGGCCAGCUUGUGCGGUUCUGACGUGACGUUCCCAUGCCUUGAGUCGUUGAAUAUUCAACUAUGCUUUCAGUUGAAGCGGCUUCCCUUCACAAUGCAAAGCUUACCACACAAGUUGACUAAACUAUGCAUCGAUCGUUGGGAUAAAUUGGAAUGGGAGGAUGAAGGUGUCAAGUCUUUCCUGGAACGGGUUCGUCGAUGA
Miscanthus lutarioriparius is the source of this 1905-nucleotide messenger RNA. NCBI's taxonomy places the organism in Eukaryota, Viridiplantae, Streptophyta, Magnoliopsida, Poales, Poaceae. The record is from the annotation of a GenBank genome assembly.